Molecule: messenger RNA, 1769 nt
Organism: Bactrocera latifrons
Lineage: Eukaryota; Metazoa; Arthropoda; Insecta; Diptera; Tephritidae
Product: cytochrome P450 6a9-like
Exons: 2
Coding region: 127-1641 (504 amino acids)
Molecular function (GO): monooxygenase activity; iron ion binding; heme binding
Source: RefSeq, a predicted model, not a curated record
AAUUGCUGGCACUAUUCAGAAGUUAGUUUAGAUUGCUCAUUACCACUUCAUUUCCUCAUCAGCAAGAAUAAAAUCGAUAUUAUAUAAUUUUCGUUCUACUUAUUGAAAUUACGCAGCGAAACGAAAAUGAUUAUAUUCCCAAUACUCUUGGCAAUUGUGCUGGCUCUUGUGGGCUACGUAGUGUAUAGUGUGCGUCAUUCUUUAAGUUAUUGGCAGGACCGUGGCAUACCGUGUGAAGAACCAGAUCCUCAUUCUGGAAAUACAGUUGGUUUGUUCAAGACACGCACCUUUGCUGACAUUUGGAUGCAUACCUAUAAGAAAUUCAAAGGCAGCGGACCCUUUUGUGGAUUUUAUUGGGGUCGUAAUGCCAAUGCGUUUGUGUUAACACCAGAGCUGGCCAAGCUGGUCCUUAUAAAGGAUUUUAAUAAAUUCGCUGAUCGUGGAAUUUACAGCAAUCCGAAGCACGAUCCGUUAUCCGGGCACCUUUUCAUGAUGGAUGGUCACAAAUGGCGUAGCAUGCGCUCAAAGCUUUCGCCGACAUUCACCUCCGGCAAGAUGAAGAUCAUGUAUCCGGUGAUUGUGCGUGUGGGAGAGGAGCUUACAAAUGUAUUUGCGAAAAUGCAACAGGAGGAUCCAGUGAUUGAGGUGAAAGACGUCAUGGCGCGUUUCACUACCGAUGUGAUUGGUACCUGCGCUUUCGGCAUUGAUUGCAACAGCUUGAAGAAUCCUAAUUCCGAGUUUCGCGAGAUGGGUCGCAAAGCCGUAAACGAUGCAUUGAUUAACCCGUUAAGUGGGUUUUUAAUGGAUUCAUUCCCCAACCUAGCCAGAUUCUUAGGUGUGAAAUUGACUCCAGACGACAUCACCGAAUUCUAUAUGCGUAUUGUGCGCGAGAAUAUCGAAUACCGUGAAAAGAAUAAUAUCCGGCGUAACGACUUCUUCGAUAUGUUGCUGGAUUUGAAGAAUAACAAGUUGUUGAAAUCCGAAGAUGGUCAGAAUAUGAGCAUCACCGUAGAGGAAUUGGCAGCGCAGGUUUAUGUGUUCCUGAGAGCCGGUUUCGAAACUUCAUCGACUACACUAUCGUUUGCACUCUACGAAUUGGCGCAACAUCAGGACAUACAGGAACGUGCGCGUCGAGAAGUUUUAGAGGUGCUCGAGCGCCACAAUGGCGAAUUCACCUAUGAUUGUAUGAGCGAAAUGGUUUACUUGAACCAAGUCAUAUCGGAGACCUUGCGCAUGUAUACAGUGCUGCCAGUAUUGAAUCGCAAGUGCUUGGUGGACUAUCCUGUUCCGGGUCAUCCGAAAUAUGUGAUUAAGAAAAACAUUAAUGUAUUGAUACCUGUGGCUGCCAUGCAUCGCGAUCCCGAUCUAUAUCCCAACCCAGAUGUUUUCAAUCCCGAUAACUUUGCGCCAGAAAAAGAGGCUGCACGCGACUGCAUUGAGUUCCUAGCUUUCGGCGAAGGACCACGUAACUGCAUUGGCAUGCGCUUUGGGAAGAUGCAAGUGCGCAUUGGUUUGGCGUUAUUACUGAAGAAUUUCAGGUUUAGCGUGUGCGACAAAACACCCAUACCCAUCAUAUACGAUCUGAGAACCUUCACCGUUAAUUCAUAUUCUGGAAUACAGCUGCGUGUGGACAAAGUUUGAUUGUUUUAGAUUUAAGAAUUUGAAUACUUCAAUUGACACCUCUAUUGUGAAUAUGUAUGUGAUUUUAUUUUACAAAUCUUUUAAUAAUGAUUGAAAACGAUAGAAGAAGUGAAUUUAGUGGAGAUAAA